UGUCCCUCAGCGAACAGAACUUGAUUGAUUGCUCGACUAAGUAUGGCAAUGAUGGUUGCAAUGGCGGACUUAUGGAUCAAGCCUUCCAAUAUGUGAAGGACAAUGGUGGCAUUGACACUGAGAAGACUUACCCCUACGAAGCCGAGGACGACAAAUGCCGAUACAAUCCCAAGAAUUCCGGUGCCACGGAUUCUGGUUUUGUUGAUGUUCCUGCUGGAGACGAGAAGGCUUUAAUGAAGGCGAUCGCAUCCGUGGGACCCGUUUCCGUUGCCAUUGAUGCCUCCCACGAAUCGUUCCAGUUCUACUCCGAAGGGGUGUAUGAUGAGCCGGAGUGCAACCCGCAAAACUUGGAUCAUGGUGUUCUUGCUGUCGGCUACGGAACUGACGCCAAAACGGGACAAGAUUUCUGGUUGGUCAAGAAUUCAUGGGGAACCACUUGGGGAGAUAAGGGAUACGUGAGGAUGUCCCGGAAUAAGGACAACCAAUGUGGCAUUGCUUCUUCUGCUUCAUAUCCGCUUGUUUGAAGCCUGAAAGCGUUUUGACACUCAUCAAGAUGGAACCGAUUUGAUUUUCGACGAAUUCACCACCUGAUGACGAUUUUCGGACUUUCUGUUGCCUUUUUGGGGAAAUUGAUUCAGGAAAAUGUGUUUGAACGACUUGGCCUCUUGGUAAAUACGGCUUCUGUUGAAUGCGAGAGAGAUAUACUGUGCUGUAGUGUGAGGAAGGUGAUGACAGCGAAAUUUGGCAAUCACCCCUCG
Messenger RNA from Notodromas monacha, 758 nucleotides. NCBI's taxonomy places the organism in Eukaryota, Metazoa, Arthropoda, Ostracoda, Podocopida, Cyprididae. The record is from the annotation of a GenBank genome assembly.